UCCCCCCCGACCAAAACCCUAGCUCGCGCUCCAGACCCCGCACGCCCGCCGCCGCCGCGGGGAGACGGACGACGAUGGCGAAGCCCCGCCGCGGCCGCUCAGGCUCGCGGUCCUCGUCGGGCUCCUCCUCCCGCUCCGCCUCCUCGGGCUCCUCCCGCUCGCGCUCGCGCUCCCGCUCCCGCUCCCUCUCCUCCUCCUCGUCCUCGCCCGCCCGCACCCGGGGCCGCUCCCCUCCCGCCGCCAAGCGCAGUUCACCUGGAGCAAAGAAAGGGCGAUCACCUUCACCCCCUCUCAAAAAAGGGUCACCAUCAAGGAAAGGCCGCUCAGCAUCUCCCCCACCGAAGAAAGCUUCACCUCCUAGGAAAGCAUCUCCCCCUCCUCAGUCGGUUGUUCUACACGUUGAUCAUCUAUCCAGAAAUGUGAAUGAGGCUCAUUUGAAGGAGAUAUUUGGAAGUUAUGGCGAAGUGGUGAAUGUGGAGCUAUCAAUGGACAAAUUUGUUAAUCUCCCUCGUGGGUAUGGAUACAUCGAGUUCAAGAAGAGGACUGAUGCUGAGAAGGCUCUUCUUUACAUGGAUGGUGGGCAAAUUGAUGGAAAUGUUGUCAAGCUGAAGUUCACACUGCCACCACGCCAAAAGGCUUCUUCACCUUUAAAGCCACCUCCUCCUCCCCCCAGAAGAGAUGCUCCUCAGAAUGAUAAAGUUGCUAUUGGUGCUGAAAAGGAUGCGCAGCAGCGCCCUGGGGGAUCAGCAUCUCCACGAAAGAAGCCACCUUCUCCUCCGCGAAAGAGGUCUCCUCCAAAUAGAAGGGCUGAGUCACCCCGGCGUCCACCCAAUCCAUCUCCAAGGCGUCGUGCUGAUUCUCCUAUUCGUCGUCGACCAGAUCUUUCCCCUGUUAGGCGUGGUGACAGAAGACCAGGAUCUCCAAUUAGAAGACGUUCCCCUUCACCUAGAAGGCAUAGGUCACCAAUGCGGAGGGGUCGUGGCAGCUUAUCACCUCGCAGACGCUCCCCGGGGCCUCCUAGGCGCUCACCUGGGCCUCCCAGACGGCGGUCACCACCACCAAGGAGAUUGAGGAGUCCUCCAAGAAGGCCACCACCACCACCUCCCCGUCGUCACAGUCGCUCCCCUCCUCCUCGCCGCCCUCUUCACUCCCGCUCUAGAUCGAUUUCUCCUCGCAGCAGGGGGCGAGGACCACCAUUGAGGCGUGGAAGGUCGGAUUCAUCAUAUUCUGCAUCACCCAGUCCUCCAAGAAAGGGACCAAGAAGGGUGUCAAGGAGCCGCAGCCCUAGAAGGCCUCCCAGAGGAAGGAGCGGAUCUAGCGACAGCGGGAGCAGCAGCUCUUCCCCAACCCCAAGGCGCAGGUAGAAAGAAAGAAACUCGUAACGUGUGUUGUUCCUGGCAGGUAAAAAACUUUCUCUUCUCUCUCGACUGUCACCAUGGAUUGCGUCUGCAUGCAUGUAUCUUGCUGUGAGCUCAAGUCAAGAGGCGAUCGAUGUGAGGGGCGGGACGAUGCGAUGAGGUGCUCGGCAUGCCUCCCUGGCAUUUGUACUCACAAGACAGACUGUAUGAUGACGACUUGUGUUGAUGAUUUGCCUGUACUGGAACUAUUUUUUUUAUAAUUCUGCGGUUGUUUGUCAACUACAAAUCUGGCUAGUAUUAUUAUCCUGUUGCCACUCUUGAGAAUUAAUGAGUUGUUUACUAGUUGAUUGA
Hordeum vulgare subsp. vulgare (domesticated barley) is the source of this 1709-nucleotide messenger RNA. RefSeq names its product serine/arginine-rich splicing factor SR45. The coding region runs from base 75 to 1364 and encodes 429 amino acids. NCBI's taxonomy places the organism in Eukaryota, Viridiplantae, Streptophyta, Magnoliopsida, Poales, Poaceae. The record is from RefSeq and is a predicted model, not a curated record. Gene Ontology annotation, cellular component: ASAP complex; nucleoplasm; cytoplasm. The transcript has 12 exons. Gene Ontology annotation, biological process: mRNA splicing, via spliceosome. Gene Ontology annotation, molecular function: RNA binding.